Spinacia oleracea (spinach) is the source of this 857-nucleotide messenger RNA. RefSeq lists its product as uncharacterized. Lineage: Eukaryota; Viridiplantae; Streptophyta; Magnoliopsida; Caryophyllales; Amaranthaceae. The coding region runs from base 114 to 602 and encodes 162 amino acids. The record is from RefSeq and is a predicted model, not a curated record. The transcript is spliced from 2 exons.
UGAGAUCGAUACGCCGACUCAUAUCCCAUUUCUUGUUUUUCUUUUUGGUUCUCUUCUCUCUCUUACUCACUCUCCUUUCUCAACCACUCAGUUGUUUCUCUCUCCUAAAAACAAUGGCGGAUCAAGAUCGAGUAUGCUGCAUGUGUGGUGAUAUUGGCUUCGCUGACAAGCUCUUCCAGUGCUCCCGUUGUCGCUUUCGCUUCCAACACCUAUAUUGUAGCAACUACAACUACGGCAAACAGGAAUUACUAUUAUCACCAUCAUUCUCAUCGUCGUCAUCAUCAUCAACCAACACAAAAUCGUUAGAGUUAUGCGAUUGGUGUCAGAGUGAAGGAAAAAACUCCUCAACAACCAACAAACAUCAAAGUGGAUCUUACAAGAGAUCAUUAUCGUCGUCAUCAUCGUCGUCAUCAAUGGAUCAUCGUAAUAAUAAUAGUCUUCAUAUCCGUUCUGAAUAUGCGUCAGGAGAGAGAAUCAAGCAACAUCAAGAUCAACAACAAAACGGCGCCGCUUCUUCUGGAACUCCCAAAAACUCCGGCGUACCGUCGCCUCGCCCGAAUGCCCAUCGUCGCUACAAACUUCUCAAGGAUGUCAUGUGUUGAUCAAGUGACUUAGCUAGCUUUGUGGUGGAUCUUCCUAAAAGUUGUAAGCUAAUUAAGGUUUUGUGUUUGCGUGUGUUACGUUAGCUAGCUUUUUACUUUUUAAUCAUGACGAGUCUUUGUCUUAGUGUGAAUAUUAUGUUUAAUUAGAGAACCUUCAUCUUAAUUAAAACCUCUUUUAUUUUUUAUAUAUAAUAUGUAAAAAUAUUAUGUUUAGAUAUAUUUAUGCUAUGGAAUUGCUCUCCUUUUCCCUCUCAA